Molecule: messenger RNA, 1157 nt
Organism: Physella acuta
Lineage: Eukaryota; Metazoa; Mollusca; Gastropoda; Physidae
Product: signal recognition particle receptor subunit beta
Biological process (GO): protein localization to Golgi apparatus; intracellular protein transport; Golgi to plasma membrane protein transport
Cellular component (GO): Golgi apparatus
Molecular function (GO): GTP binding; GTPase activity
Source: RefSeq, a predicted model, not a curated record
AGUUGGAGAAACAUGGCGGACCACGUAAAUACGGCUUUCAAAGCUUUUAAGCAAGGUUUAGAAAAUGCGGAUCCUUCUGUUUUGGGAGUUGUAAUAGCUUUAUUUGUUGGAUUAAUAACAAUAGUUAUAUUAAUUGUUAGAAGCAGCAGUAAAAAUAAAAGACAAGGAGUCUUACUUCUAGGUAUUUGUGAUGCUGGAAAAACAGUAUUAUUUUUACAGCUGGUACAUAAGGCUUAUAAACAAACCUACACUUCUAUGCAAGCUAAUUCUGGGGAAUAUUUUGUGUCAGAAAAAAAAAAAAAGCUCAGGGUUAUUGACUUGCCUGGAAAUGAAAGACAACGUGGUCAGUGCUUGGAGGAAUAUAAAAGUCUUGCCAGGGCUGUUGUGUUUGUGAUUGACAGUGCUACUCUUCAAAAGGAAAUCAAAGAAGUUGCUGAGUACUUGUAUACAGUACUCAGUGAUAGAGUAAUUUCUAACAAUGCACCUCCUGUGUUAAUUCUGUGCAACAAGCAAGACCUUACUUUAUCUAAAGGAGUUAAAGUUAUUCGCAGUCAGCUUGAAAAAGAAAUGAACACUUUGAGACUAACCAGAGCAGCGGCCCUCCAAGGUGUGGGUGAUACCGGCAACAAUAACUCAUUCCUUGGUAAAAGGGACAAGGACUUUGAUUUCUCAGACUUGAAACCGCUCAAGGUUGAUUUUGCAGAGUGCAGUGCUUUAGGGAAGGACAGUAAUGAAAACAAAGCUGAUCUGGAUGAACUUAAUAACUGGCUAGCAAAAGUAGCAUAACAAUAACGAGUGUUGUGGUGAAUGAUAUUUUGUUGUGGGAUUUGCAAGUUAUAUUAUUGAUACUUUAAUAUGUUCUAAGUCAAAUAAAAAUUGCAUCUUCAGGUGGAUCUUCAAUUAUUCUAUUAAUUUUAAUAAAAUUAAUUAAAAUUUGAUUUGUGAUAAUAUAUGAAUAUUAAUUUAGUACUAGAAAAAUGCAUGAUAGAAAUUGUAUGUUACAAUUUUGCAAGUCGUAUCAAGUCUUCAAUGAAAACAAAUAUUUGUGUAACUGUUACUUGAUAUUAUUUCAGCUGUGUUAUUAAAUGUUGUAGAAUAAGUCAAUUUAGUCAUUCUACUUUCAUCAUAGCAUGUUUAAAAGAAAUUUACUUUCAUCG